UACACCUCAACAAUAAUGUAAUAACGUGAACGUGGAACCUUGUAGGAAACUUCGAAAACCCUGGACAUCUAGAUACAAAACUAACUAGCUAACAGCUUUUGUUUUACAAGCGUGGUUUUGGUAAUACGAGGAUACUCUAAGCCUAUAGUGGAUUUUCCAGUCUUAUUAUCUUUCUUGAUGCUGCGGAUGUGAUGGUGCUGCCUCCUCCUGUCUCAUUGUGACUGCAGUCCAGCUCCUGCUUUCCUCUAGGGUUCCUCUCAUCAUGAACAUCCAAAAUCUCCUGGCCCAACUGUCCAUCCUGUGGGCCCUCGUGUUACCAUGUCUGGCACACCCAGUGUCAUCGCAGGCCAUCCAAGACCUUCAGGACUGUGCUAUGUGUGCUGCCAACAAAAACUGUGAUGAAGUUCUCUCUCCCUCCGAAAAAUUCAUCUGUAUCCUCAAACACUGCCACGGUAAUGCUUCCUGUAAAAACAUCUCUCUUGAUGAGCUUUCAAGAACGAAACGAGAGUUGGAUAGUGCUGAGAAACCACCAAGUACCACCAAGAGUCUUCUGACAAGCAGCUUGGCUGCUAUAGUGGCAAGCCAGACAUCACAUGUUACAGCUACAGUGGAUGUUGGAAACCAUAGCACUUUGCAUCCCACCACAGCGGUGCCAGCAGCUACUGUGUACCAGACAACUGCUGAACCGUUAGAUUCAAAAGUGACAGUGAAGAAAACCGUAACCACAGCGACUACAAAAAUGCAAAAUAAAACCACCGUACCAAUAACCAAAACAUCAACAACGACCAUACCAACCACUGCUGCCAAGGAAAAUACAUCCACCACACCAGCAAAGACCGUACCAGCCACUACUCUCAAGCAAAAUACACGCACCAUACCGACAACCGCCAUACCGACAACCGCCAUACUGACAACCACCCCAACCACCAUACCGACAACCGCCAUACCAACAACCAUCCCAGCCAUAACCAGUAGAACAACAGCAUCAACAGCCCAGACAGCACCACCAAACUCUUCCAUAACAACAUCACCUAAAUUACCUACUACCGCCUCUAGCAUGUCCUCAGUUCCCAAGACAAUGCCAACAACAGCACCAACCGUGCAGAAGACCUCCAAAUCUCCAGAUGAAGGGAACAGCUCAGUGACUGGGGGCACCUUGCCGGGGGACCACGGCAAGACCAACAAAACCUCAAUAGAUGCUGCUGCAGGCCCUCUGACCAGUCGUCUGAUUGACACCAGCACCCUGUUGGCACUGCUGUUGUUUGGCCUCCUCUUCUUUGUGGUCACUGUGGUUCUUUUUGUCACACAAGCCUAUGAGAGUUACAAGAAGAAGGACUACACACAGGUAGACUAUCUCAUCAACGGAAUGUACUCCGAUUCAGGAGUGUAACGGUUAGAAUAUGGUUUAUAUUUCAACAUGGAAAAUAUUCCUCUCUCUCUUUUUUCUUUUUUUUCUCUCAAACGUGGCUGAGAGGCUGUAGGCCAUAACAGUGAUAUACAGCCCCUUGUCUCUGCUUGGUUUAAUAUUUCUCAAGGUAUUUACUCAGCUAACUACGAGUGAAGAUCCUACAGGGGCAUGGAGGCCUCUUUUGGACUGUACUGUCUUACAAGGAUAUGGGCCAAGUCUAGUCCACAAGUCAAGUCUUCUAUGUGUGCACGUUCACGUGUGUACGUGCACUUGUCCUUUUGAUGAUGUGCAUCUUUUUCUAUGCAGAUUAAGCUUCCACUUUGUACUUGGCACAUGGGACUAAAGCCUUAGUAUUAACUAAAACCUCCAGCAUUUUUUUUUUUUGUACAAGGAAUGUCAUUUCAUGGGAUUUGUAGUGCAAUAUUUGUAAACACUCAGUUAUGUCAUUUGUGUUUCUCUUCUUUUCGUCUGCAGCUAAUGAUUAGGUUGCACUAAUGGCCUUUUUCAUUUGUUUUUUUUUUAAUUUUUUAUAUUGAUUUUUUGUUUGUUUGUUUUUAAGAGUUGUUCAGGAAUGUUCAAGAAAAGACGAUUACAGAAUGAAUGCCUUUAACUUUCGUUAUCACCAGCUUUUCUUUUUCUCUUUUAUUUUUAACCAUUCCGCUUGUCGGGUUAAGAACGGAUGCCAAAACAGUCACUGUGGCACUGAAGCACAUUAAUGUAAAGCCAAGGGAAUUUUUCAGCCAUUAUGAACUUCUUUCUGGGAUCAAGCAUUUCAUUAUAAAAUAAUGAGCCUUUCUGUUCCCAGUGUUUUGAGGAUGCAGGUGUGAUAGCCUGCUAUGUGCCAACCUAAGUCAGUGAGUCUUACUAAUGCACUGUUAAACAGACAGGAAGAAAAAAAAAAAACCGAAUAAAUUGUACUUUGCUACAAAAACCAUCAAUAAAGA
Molecule: messenger RNA, 2352 nt
Organism: Chanos chanos (milkfish)
Lineage: Eukaryota; Metazoa; Chordata; Actinopteri; Gonorynchiformes; Chanidae
Gene: c1h11orf24
Product: chromosome 1 C11orf24 homolog
Exons: 4
Coding region: 263-1390 (375 amino acids)
Source: RefSeq, a predicted model, not a curated record